AUGGCAUCUGGAUCUACCAAAAUGGACCCCAUCUGUUUGGUGGAAAACCGGAAAAAUCAACUGUCAGUAAAUGCUAAAGCACUGAAGAUUCUUGAGCAGAUAUCUCAGCGUCUGGUGGUGGUGGCCGUUGUAGGGCUGUAUCGGACAGGAAAGUCCUACCUGAUGAACCGCCUGGCAGGACAGAACCACGGUUUCCGUCUGGGCUCCACAGUGCGGUCGGAAACCAAAGGCAUCUGGAUGUGGUGUGUGCCCCAUCCCUCCAAGGAGAACCACACCCUGGUCCUUCUGGACACUGAGGGCCUGGGCAAUGUGGAGAAGGAGGACUCCAAGAAUGACUUGUGGAUCUUUGCCCUGGCUGUGCUCCUGAGCAGCACCUUUAUCUACAACAGCAUGAACAGCAUCAACCAUCAGGCCUUGCAGCAGCUGCACUAUGUGACUGAAUUAACAGAGCUGAUCAGAACCAAAUCAUCUCCCAGCUCUGACGAAGUAGAGGAUUCAGCCCAAUUUGUGAGUUUCUUUCCAGACUUUAUUUGGACUGUGCGGGAUUUCACGCUGGAGCUGGAGUUAGACGGGAACUCCAUCACUGAAGAUGAGUACCUGGAGAAUGCCUUGAAGUUGAGUCCAGAUGAAGGUCCCCAAAUGCAAAAUUUCAACUUGCCCAGAGAGUGUAUCAGGAAGUUUUUUCCCAAACGGAAGUGUUUUGUCUUUGACCGUCCUGCAAGCAACAAAAAACAAUUACUCCAUCUUGAGGAAAUGCCAGAUAAUCAACUGGAUGAGAAUUUCCAGAAGCAAUCAAAAUAUUUCUGUUCAUAUAUCUAUGCCCAUGCAAAGACCAAGACCUUAAAAGAAGGAAUCACUGUCACCGGGAAAAGGCUUGGGCCUCUGGUGGAGGCCUAUGUAAAUGCCAUCAACAGUGGAUCAGUUCCUUGUUUGGAGAACGCAGUAACAACUCUGGCCCAGCUGGAGAACUCAGCAGCCAUGCAGAAGGCAGCUGACCACUACAGUGAGCAGAUGGCCCAGCGACUGAGCCUCCCCACAGACACGCUCCAGGAGCUGCUGGAGGUGCACGCAGCCUGUGAGAGGGAAGCCAUUGCAGUCUUCAUGGAGCGCUCUUUCAAGGAUGAAAAUCAGGAUUUCCAGAUGAAGCUUGCGAUCAUGAUCAUGAAAAAGAAAGACGAUUUCUUGUUGCAAAAUGAAGAAGCAUCUGUCAGAUAUUGUCAGGCUGAGCUCAGAAAGCUUUCAGAGCCCUUAGCGACGAGAAUUUCAGAGGGAACUUUCUUUGUCCCUGGAGGAUACAGUCUCUAUUUAGAAGCAAGGAACAAGUUUGAACAAGACUAUAAACUGGUCCCCAGGAAAGGAGUUAAGGCAAACCAGGUCCUCCAGAGCUUCCUGCAGUCACAGGCAGAAGUAGAGGCAGCCAUCCUGCAGGCAGACCAGGCCCUCAAGGAUGCGGACAAGGCCGUGGCAGAGGAACGUACCAAGAGACAAGCAGCAGAGAUGAAACAGGAUCUGCUAACACAGGAACUGAAAGAUAAGAAGCAAAAACUGGAGGCCCAAGAGAGAAGCCACCAGGAAAAUAUGGCCCAACUGAAAGAGAAGUUUAAGACGGAAAGAGAAAACCUUCUAAGAGAGCAGGAAGCAGUGCUGGCACACAAGCUGAAGAUACAGGAAGAAAUGCUUACUGAAGGAUUUAAAAGGAAAGCCAAUGAAUUACAUAAAGAGAUACAUCAACUACAAAAGGAAAUCGAAAGAAUUAAAGAUGAUAGGCUCGUUGAAAGUUUAAGGAUGGUGGCACAAAUUGGCCUUAUAUUAGUGGCCUCACGAUCUAGAUUUUUAAACCGUGUAUAG
Messenger RNA from Budorcas taxicolor (takin), 1848 nucleotides. RefSeq names its product guanylate-binding protein 4-like. Gene Ontology annotation, molecular function: GTPase activity; GTP binding. Gene Ontology annotation, biological process: defense response to protozoan; defense response to Gram-positive bacterium. The transcript is spliced from 10 exons. The record is from RefSeq and is a predicted model, not a curated record. Lineage: Eukaryota; Metazoa; Chordata; Mammalia; Artiodactyla; Bovidae. The coding region runs from base 1 to 1848 and encodes 615 amino acids.